UCUCUUUCACUCUCCUUUCCAUCUCAAAUUCCUGAAAUCACUGCAGAAAUCUCAAUUUCUCAACAAAAAGUCCAUCAAUUUCUUACCCACCUCCCCCACUUCUAAUCCCCCCAAAAUUUCAUUCUCAAAAUUGUAAUUUUGAAUGACCUAAAUCAGAUUAAGCUUUCUUUAGUGUUCUUUUCUCAAAAUUGGGUUUAAUGGCACCAAGUAAGAGAAGAAGAGGUGGUGCUAAAAAAGCUUCUUCUACUGCUGCUGCUGCUAAGAAACGAAAAAAAUCUGAAAUUUCUACUGAAAAUGUAUUGCCCCAAGAAAAAGAAGAAGAAGAAGUAGGGAAAGAAAUUGAGACAGUGGUGGUAGAAGAAAUAGAAGAAAUUCCUGCAGAUCCUCCUGUUGUUCCUUCAAUUCCAGUUGAACCUCCUGUAGAUUGUGGUAAAGCUUCUUCUUCUACUGCUAAGAAAUUGGGGAGUAAAAAUGAAAUUUCUACUGAAAAUGUAUUGACCCAAGAAGAAGAAGAAGAAGUAGGGAAAGUAAUUGAAAGAGUGGUGGAACAAACACUGGCACCUGUUUUAUCUGCAGAUCCUCCUGUUGUAGACUUGGAUUCUGACUCUGCAGCUGACACUAAACGACUUCCGAGUCGUGAUGAGAAAUCUGAUAAUGAUCUUCUUAGCGGGGAUCUCCAACAAACAUUUCUUCGAAACGAAGGUGAUGAUUCCUCAGUGGGUGGAGAUUCUCCUGUAGGAGAUAUUUCUUCUGGACAACAACAAUUGUGUGAGGAUCAAACAGAAGUGGAGGUUCUUGAUUGUAUACAAGAUGAUAACAAGGAGAAAGGAGAAAGUGGGAGUGAACAUAUGGAUACACGUGGAAGAAAAGUAGAUUUGACACAGAGCUUUGUGAGCGAUCAGGUUUUUGACUCACGUGAUGCUCUUAUCGAGUGGUGUCAGGAGGUUGGAAGAAAAAAUAAGUCUGUGGUUGUGGUAUCUAAGUCAAGGAAUCCUGUUCUAGGAAGGCCUUCAAUGUUGGAAUUAGGGUGCGAAAGAGGUGAUGUGUACCAAGAUCAUAAGAAAAAAACAGAUACAUCAACACUGAAAGACCUUACAAAAAGGAGAGAAUCAGGGACGAGAAAAUGUGGAUGUCCGUUUACACUAAAAGGAGUGUGGAUGGAAGGUGAUAAAUGGAAGGUCAGGGUGCACUGUGGAACACACAAUCAUGAGCUACCAGAAACGCUUGUUGGCCACUCCGACGUAGCUAGGUUAAAGGAGGAGGAAAAGGAAAUAUUAGUUGAUCUGACUAAAAGUGGUAUUCGACAUCGGCGAGUGCUUAGCCCACUCAAACAGAGAAGCAAAGAGAACAUGUCAACAACGAGGACAAUUGAUAAUGCAAGUGCAGCAAUAAAACUUAUGGAGGUUGAAGGGAAAUCAGCAAUGCACACUCCUUGUAGUGUAAACGUGUUAACAAUGAAGAAAGUUAAUGAUGCAAGUGCAGCAAUAAAACUUAUGGAGGUUGAAGGGAAGUCAGCAAUGCAACAGGUACUGGGAUUGCUGUUGAAACACCAUUACGUGGAAUGGCAUAGGAGAGAUGAUAAGACAGAUGACCUGAAAGAUAUCUUUUGGGCCCAUCCAGAAUCAUUACAAUUGGUCUUGGGUUCCCAUUCUGUGCUCAUUGUCGAUUGCACUUACAAGACCAACCGGUUUGGUUCACCUUUGUUACGGAUUGUUGGUGUUACUUCUACAGGAAAAUUGUUCACCGUCGCAUUUAUUUUCAUGGAGGCGGAGACAGAAGAUCACUAUACUUGGGCUUUGACUCGUUUAAAGAGACUAUUUUCCCCAAAUGCGCUACCAUCUACCUUUGUAACAGAUGGAGAGCUCAAAUUAGUGAAUGCAAUAGGUACAGUCUUUCCAAAAGCAAAAUGGCUGUUUUGCUCAUUGCAUGUCUUAAAAAAGGUUUCAGAAAAUUGCAAGCAAUACUUUGAGUCCGAUGAAGAAUUUGAAAGAUUUAUGAAAGAGUGGACAAAUCUGACUCAAGCGAAGACCAAAGACGAGUACGCUGACACUUUCUGUGACUUUGUAUUAACAUGGACAAGCUACCCUGGAUGCAUCCAGUAUUUACGUGAUAAUUGGCUAGGACAUAAAGAGCAUUAUGUACUGGCAUGGACAAAGUUCAUAAAGCAUUUUGGAAACACGGCAAUAAAUAGAGUUGGUAGUUCUCAUGCUAUUCUGAAGAGUCAGCUAGCAGCUAGUAACUUCUCGACUUGUUGGACGACAAUGCACAAGAUGAUAUGCGACGAGAUAAUAGACAUUAAAGCCUCCUUCGAGAAGAGUCUGAUAUCCGUUCCACAUGAAUAUCUGCUUCCUGCUUUUAAGGAAUUGCGGGGUUGUGUUUCACAUAAAGCGAUGGAACUUCUAUUGUUGGAGUGUAGUCGUUCUGAAGAUGUAGGCUUUGACGUUGGAGUUUGUGGGUGUGUCCUUCGCCUCUCUUAUGGGCUCCCUUGUGCCCACGAGAUAGUACAAUAUUUUCGUAAUGGUACAGAAAUACCUCUUUCUGAGAUUGACUCCCAGUGGAAACUACUUUCAACUAUACCAGUGCCUGAAGAUCAUAGCGAGUUUGAUUACCUACCAGAGUUGAAAUCAGUGAGGGAGAGGUGGGAAAAAGCAUCCAAAUCUGAACGCGAGAUAAUGCAGAAGAAGUUAGAGGAAACUGCAUGCUUGUAGAGUCAUCUGUUGGUGUUCAAUUUUGAAUGAUCCGAUUUUGUUCAUUGUUUUUUAUGUAGGAACUGAUGUGUCAGGUAGAUCAGCUGCUUGAGUCGGUUUUCUCACUUAUCAGGAGAGUUACAUCUUUUACAACUCAGGUGGACGAGCCAAGCUAUAGGAUGAGAAGUUUCAGAUACAUGUUCGGGCAGCAAAAAUGUUAGUAUAUCUGAUCAUAUUAGACUUAGUCUCAUUUUGCCUUGGAUCAACCAACAGCACGUCACUCUGUUUUUCUCUGUGCUAUGUAUGUAUUUAAACAAAUGAAUGACACCUUCACUAUCGGUAGAAAAGUAAUGUAUAGUUAGUGUCGGAGAACUGGUCUGUUCGUGUAUGAUUAUAAACAUUCUGUUGUAAACUUGUAGUAUGUAAAGUCUUGACGAGUUAAACUACUUACGAGGGUAUGCACCGUGCAUGUAUCCUCUGUGAUGUUGCGCACAUUGUUUGUGUUGGAUCAGAUUGUUUCUCAGUAUUACAUGACAAUUGGAU
Messenger RNA from Papaver somniferum (opium poppy), 3230 nucleotides. RefSeq names its product PKS-NRPS hybrid synthetase CHGG_01239-like. Gene Ontology annotation, biological process: regulation of DNA-templated transcription. The coding region runs from base 198 to 2708 and encodes 836 amino acids. The transcript has 5 exons. Lineage: Eukaryota; Viridiplantae; Streptophyta; Magnoliopsida; Ranunculales; Papaveraceae. The record is from RefSeq and is a predicted model, not a curated record.